AGCAUGUGCCUGUUUGCUUGGUGCCGCUUUCCUGAUAAAUCACAACAAAGCUUCCAGAGGGAGAGGAAGGAUGGACAGCUCGGCUGCCCCUGUCACUAAAUCUGCAGCUGCCAAGUUAGUUAAGAAAAAUUUCCUUGAGGCUCUAAAAUCAAAUGACUUCGGAAAAUUGAAGGCCAUUUUAAUCCAGAGGCAAAUAGAUGUGGACACAGUUUUUGAAGUUGAAGAUGAGAAUAUGGUUUUGGCAUCUUAUAAACAAGGUUAUUGGUUGCCUAGUUACAAAUUAAAGUCUUCCUGGGCCACAGGCCUGCAUCUUUCUGUCUUGUUUGGUCACGUGGAAUGUCUUCUGGUGCUACUGGACCACAAUGCUACAAUUAACUGUAGACCCAACGGGAAAACUCCUCUUCAUGUGGCUUGUGAAAUGGCCAACUUGGAUUGUGUUAAGAUCCUCUGUGACCGUGGAGCAAAGCUCAAUUGCUACUCCUUAAGUGGACACACAGCUUUACACUUCUGUACAACUCCAAGCUCCAUCCUCUGUGCCAAGCAAUUGGUUUGGAGAGGGGCGAACGUGAACAUGAAGACCAACAACCAGGAUGAGGAGACACCCUUGCACACGGCUGCCCACUUCGGGCUCCCAGAGCUAGUGGCCUUCUACGUGGAGCACGGGGCCGUAGUGGACAGUGUGAACGCCCACAUGGAGACCCCACUGGCGAUCGCGACCUACUGGGCCCUCCGCUUUAAAGAGCAGGAGUACAGCAGGGAGCAUCACCUCGUCUGCCGCAUGCUGCUGGACUACAAGGCCGAGGUCAACGCCCGGGACGGCGACUUUAAAUCUCCGCUGCACAAGGCAGCCUGGAACUGUGACCACGUGCUCAUGCACAUGAUGCUGGAGGCUGGCGCCGAAGCCAACCUCGUGGAUAUCAAUGGCUGUGCUGCCAUCCAGUAUGUGCUGAAGGUCACCUCCGUGCGACCUGCCGCCCAGCCGGAGAUCUGCUACCAGCUGCUCUUGAACCAUGGGGCUGCUCGAAUAUACCCUCCACAAUUCCAUAAGGUGAUACAGGCUUGCCAUUCUUGUCCCAAAGCAAUCGAAGUUGUCGUCAAUGCCUAUGAACACAUCAGGUGGAACGUAAAGUGGAAAAGAGCUAUCCCUGAUGAGGACUUGGAGAGACACUGGGAUUUUUACCACUCUCUCUUCACUGUGUGCAGUAACUCUCCAAGGACUCUCAUGCAUUUAUCGAGAUGCGCCAUUCGAAGAGCAUUACACAGCAGAUGUCACAGCGUAAUUCCUUUGCUUUCCCUCCCAUUGUCAUUGAAAAAGUACUUGCUUUUAGAGCCAGAGGGAAUCAUUUAUUAAGCCUUAUGAGACAGAAGUUCCCAAUCCUAGAUGUUUAAGUGGACUCGCUGGGUAGACACAGUUUGCAUAAAUAAAAUGGUACUUGGGUUGAUUAUAACACUUCAGGGAUUUAAAAACACUUUACAAACAUUGUCAUUAAUCCUCGGGUAUCAUGGUGAGGGGAAAUAAAUAAGAGGUGAAGUUAAGUUGUUCUCAAAAACAAGAGUAUAUCCAGAAGUUACUGACAUAACAAUGAUAAUUAAUAUACAUAGUGCUCUUACUUGGUGCCUGCUAUAAUUUUGUAAAAAUUUUCAUAUGUUAUCUCAUUUGAAAUGGGACCCAGGUUUUCUUACAACCAAUUUCAUUCUCUCCUUAUCAGUAAUAAGUUUACAUUACCGUUCAGCUGGCAGAAUGCUAGGCUUUGUGAUGGGCUUCUUACUCUUGGUGUCCUCUGUCCACUCCCAUGUAGCACAAAUUACUAUUGCUCGUUUUGCAAACUCCUUUCCCCAUAUCAAGCUCCUCAACUUACUUUUAGUGAAGAAAGCAUGAGCAUAGUCAAAACAAGGAGAUGUUUGAGUCAAAUUAGAAAUGAAAAGCAAAGACCCAUCCACUUGAAAGUCAAAAUGGACAUUUUAACACACUCUCUUUGAGCCAAAGACUGGAGAUGCAAAGGUGAGUCCAAAGCGAGGACUCCUGCCCUCCAGGAUCUCACCAUUUAGCAGAGGAUCUGGACAUAUAAGCCGGGAACUGCAGCGUCCACUGUCAGGGGCAAGAGUACAGGUGCAGAUUCAUUCUUAGUGCUUGCCUUUCAAAGUCGUGUUUGUGACGUGGUGUGGUUUUCAUUGACUCCUGAUGACAAAGACUGAGGGAUUGUAUGGAGUAGCGGGAUCUCCAGCUGCUAUGAGUAUAAAUGUAAAUGGAUUCGCUUUAAGUUUCCAGGCACAUCUAGUUAUUUUUAGGUUAGAACGAUUUCGUGCUUAUUGCUUUCCCAGACUCUUUGGGAAAAAUAUUGCACACUCGAUGCGUGUGACAAGGAAGUUUAGGAAAAUGUGUUUGAGGAAACGUUUGAAGGGAGAAACUUAGGUUGAUUACUUUGCUCUUUUUAUAUAACAGACUGACAUUUCAGAGCAUUUUAGCUAGAAGAUAAGGGGCACUUUGCUGGCUAUGGCCGGCUACAGAAAGCAUAUAGAAAGACUUUGAAAAUGGUAAAAGUUUGAGAAACUUGGAAAGCCUAGUGUGUUAAUCAGGUUUGUUAGCGGUUUGCAGAAAGAAAUGCAGAUGAUUAACUUCUGAACCUCAUGGUUUAUGAGGCCAAUUUCGCUUCAUUUUUUUGUUCUUGCUAAUCGCUUUUAGAGAAGCUCAUUGACUCUUAGCAUUGCCUUUUAGAGGUUAGAACAGAAGUAAUUAAGCACAAACAAGUCGAUUUGCCAGUUAUGAGCGGGGCUUUGUGUGUGUGUGUGUGUGGUACGUAUGUGGUUCUCCAUCUUGUUUAACUUUAGAUGCUUGAGUUUUGAGUAUAGAUGACGUUAAAUAUUCCACUAGCCUGCCACCUAGAGUUGUGCUUCACAUACUCUAGGAUUUGCAUAUUCCUGGGGCUAUGUAGGAAAAAUCAUAAGUGGAUACAAUAAUCUUUCUGAAGUAUCAGUUCUACUCAGAUACUUUGGGAGAAAUAUUUUGUACUAAAAUAAGAUCUAUAUUAUGGAUAGAAUACUGUGUUUGUAUGAUCUAUUCAUAUAAAACACAUGAUCCUUCAAAAAACAGUUUGCUUGCAGCAAGUGGUGUUAGAACACAUUCUAGAAUGCCGGGCAGAGGUGCUGCCCUCCAGCUUCAGGAAUAUUCUGGCAGAAAUAUGUGUGAUGCUGUGACUUAGGCAAUAAAGCUGAUGCUAAGGACAAAGGGCGAGGAUGUUCCUUGCGUGGGGAAAUAACGUAUCCCAGUCUGCCUGCUGUGCUUAAACAUUCUGUGUGAAUCUGGCAUAUGAUACAGGACUACUUGCUUUGAGUGGUUUAUUUGUGGAUUUAAAGUUA
Molecule: messenger RNA, 3357 nt
Organism: Hippopotamus amphibius kiboko
Lineage: Eukaryota; Metazoa; Chordata; Mammalia; Artiodactyla; Hippopotamidae
Gene: ASB4
Product: ankyrin repeat and SOCS box containing 4
Exons: 5
Coding region: 71-1351 (426 amino acids)
Biological process (GO): intracellular signal transduction
Molecular function (GO): protein binding
Source: RefSeq, a predicted model, not a curated record